Telopea speciosissima is the source of this 1713-nucleotide messenger RNA. RefSeq lists its product as uncharacterized. NCBI's taxonomy places the organism in Eukaryota, Viridiplantae, Streptophyta, Magnoliopsida, Proteales, Proteaceae. The transcript is spliced from 2 exons. The record is from RefSeq and is a predicted model, not a curated record. Bases 43 to 1380 code for a protein of 445 amino acids.
UUUUUUUAAAGUCUAUAUAGCAAACACUCGCCGGAAGGACACAUGGAUCCCUGUCCUUUCGUGCGACUUCUCGUCGGAAAUCUUGCUUUGAAGAUCCCGGUAGCCUCGAAGCCUGCUCGUUCCGGCGUUCAUCCGGCUUCGUCUCCAUGUUUCUGUAAGAUCAGGCUCAAGAACUUCCCUGUGCAGACCUCGAUCGUCCCUCUGAUCCCAUCCGAGACUCAGUUCCCUGAUGGUCAAACUCAAACCCUUGCUGCCAGUUUCGACUUGAGCAAAGCAGAUCUGGAGAAGCUCGCUGCCAAGUCCAUUUUUGCUGCGAAGCCUUGUCUUAAGAUUUCUAUCUACACUGGUCGUAGAGGUACUACCUGCGGUGUUAACUCUGGGAGACUCCUGGGGAAGGUUUCGGUGCCCUUGGAUAUGGAGGGAACUGAGUCUAGGUCCUCUGUUUUCCAUAAUGGUUGGAUAUCGGUUGGUAAGAAUGCUAAGGGUUCUUCGACUCAUCUCCAUUUGAAUGUGAGGGCGGAGCCAGAUCCGAGAUUCGUGUUUCAGUUUGAUGGUGAGCCUGAGUGUAGUCCUCAGGUGUUCCAGAUCCAAGGGAACAUCCGGCAACCUGUUUUUACUUGCAAGUUCAGUUUCAGAAAUUCUGGAGACCGGUAUCAGAGAUCCAGAUCGUCAGUGUCAGACCCGGGCAGUUCAAGGGGCUGGUUGAGCUCGCUUGGAAGCGAAAGAGAGAGAACUGGCAAGGAGCGCAAGGGAUGGUCGAUCACAGUCCAUGAUCUAUCUGGCUCCCCGGUAGCGGCGGCAUCGAUGGUGACACCAUUCGUCGCAUCACCAGGUUCGGACCGAGUCAGCCGUUCAAACCCAGGCGCUUGGCUGAUCCUCCGGCCUGGUGAUGGUACUUGGAAGCCAUGGGGCCGUCUGGAGGCCUGGCGAGAGCGCGGCAGCAGCGAUUGUCUCGGCUACCGCUUCGAGCUCCUCGCUGACACUAACGGUGGAAUGGGCGCGGCUGGCAUUGUGCUGGCCGAGUCUAUGCUGAGUACCAACAAAGGUGGGAAAUUCGUGAUCGACAUGAGCGCGAACGGGCGGUCAACUCCGGCCAACUCAGGUUCUCCUGCCUGUAGCCCAAGGAGCAGCGGUGAUUUUGGAUAUGGGUUGUGGCCGUAUUGUAUGUACAGAGGAUUCGUGAUGUCGUCGAGGGUGGAAGGAGAGGGAAAAUGCAGUAAACCGACAGUGGAAUUGAGUGUGCAACACGUGAACUGCACGGAAGAUGCGGCUGCGUUUGUGGCUUUGUCUGCUGCUAUCGAUCUCAGCAUGGACGCUUGCAGGCUUUUCUCGCAGAAACUCAGGAAGGAGCUUUGCCAACAGCAGGAUUUGAUGGGCUGAUUUGGAUGGUUUCAUCCCCUUCUGCUUUUGUUUUUUAUUUUUCGUUUAAUUCCUCUUUUUUUUAUUCUUUCCCAUUCCAAUUCGUUUCGAUUUAGUAGUGUUGACGAUGAUUUUGUUUUCGUCGCUACUUUCUACCUACUAACCUAACAAAAACAGGAGAGAGUUAUCCCCUUUUUUCCCCUUGAUUUGAUGAAACUGUACAGUGAGUUGAGCUUAGUUGAGCCCUUUUUUUUUUUUAUGUGUUUUUUUUAGGUUGGAAUGGGAAUGUGAGUGAUUGUGUAUUCUUUUUAUCUUCCAUUACAUAUUUAGACUCAAUGAAUGGAUAGUGUUUCU